Messenger RNA from Anopheles coluzzii, 5280 nucleotides. It is a transcript of the gene GckIII, whose product is annotated as serine/threonine-protein kinase 4 homolog A. Gene Ontology annotation, biological process: protein phosphorylation. NCBI's taxonomy places the organism in Eukaryota, Metazoa, Arthropoda, Insecta, Diptera, Culicidae. Bases 2166 to 4172 code for a protein of 668 amino acids. The record is from RefSeq and is a predicted model, not a curated record. The transcript is spliced from 9 exons. Gene Ontology annotation, molecular function: ATP binding; protein kinase activity.
UGUCAAACCCCGUCCUCCUCUUGACAAGAAGUGUAGAAAAUUCAAUAAGGCAUUUUAAUGAAAACAGAACAGUUUUUUCCUAUUAUUUUGGUACAGUUGUGCAUUUUUGAAGCCGAAAAAAGGUUUCCCCAUUUAGCCAUUUGCUAGAGUCACACGAUUGAGUAGCGUGCAGGAGGAAAACAAUAAUCCCUAGCCGAAAACAGUUGUUGCACCCAGUGUAGAUGUGUCGCGAUUUGGCGAAGUUAGUUGAAACCUGCGGCCUCUCUCUACCCACGACUUUUGCUGAAGUUGAGGUAAAGUGCUGGUAAACAGUUGCGCAAAACAGAAAAUGCACACAGCCGUGGGAGAACCUUGCCAGCGUGUGGUGUGAAGCGAAAUUUGUAUAGACCCUGUGUCGGAAUGUUCUGCGCCACUGCCACCGCCGCUAUACUCCAAGACAGACGUCGCGUAUCGGUUUGGUGUAGAAAUUAAUUCUGAACGGAUAGGUUAAGCAAAAAAAAAAGAAAAGGUUGCAACAAGAAUUGUUGGCUGUCUCGAUCGUCGUCAUCGCUGUUCGCUGGAGAGACGUGAAACAAGCCGUGUUUUUGCUAGACAGCAUCCGUGGAAAAAAGGGUAGAAAGCUUAUCCGUGGCAGCAGCAUCGUGUUGUCGUCGUCGUCGUCGUCGUUGGUGAUGCAAUGCGAUCAGUGCUUCUAACGUAAGGGCAAUCUCGUUUUGUUAUUACUUUUUCCCAUCGGUAGCUGCCCUCAACGAGCUCCAUUGGAACCAUUGCGAGACUGUGAAUAUAAAAACCACUGACAAGCAGUUUGUCUCCUGUUGGCACUGUGUAUCGACCGAGAAUAUUGUUAGCAAGUACAGUUUGAGACAGACCGUUCCUUUGCCAGAUCGCUGGUUUGCUUAAAAAAAGAAGACUCAACUGGAAGCACCAAUUGUCAUGAUCACACACACAUAGUUUAUCUCUGUGUGUUGUUGCCUGCUGCUUCACCCGUUGUUGGUAACCAGCAGAGCUCGGAAAUGGUUCGGUUCUAUUUCCGGCCAUCUUCAUCAUCGUACUGCUUGCCAUCGGGUGGUGCGAACAGUGUCGCCUGAUUGGUACCUGGCGCAGGAAUCCUCGUCUUCCGCUGGUCCACCGUGGCUGAACUGAAGGCCGGCAAACGGUUACGUAAUAAUAAAAGCAGCAACAUACCCGGCUGGGUAUAUUGGAUUUAGUAUAACAACAGUGCGCUUGGCCACUGCUUAUCGAAGUCGACCUUGGCAACAAAACGAACAGAAAAGCAGGCAAGUAAAGCGCGCGCGGCCUGGUGCGAUCGAACGUGUCAAUUAGUGCAGUUGCCUCCCGAAUAGAAAACGCAGAAAAGUAACCAAAGCAACCUCAUCGACGGUUUCUAGUGCGCCAGUAAAAGGCCCCCCGUGCAAGAGAACGUCACACUUAAUUGGUCACACACCAGUUAUUUUCGCCAUUUGGCAGUAACAGCUCAAGCCAACUAGCCUGUGCGCCCCCACUCAGUCGACUUCGUUUGUGGUUUUAGUUUUUUCCUUCGCGGCAAAGUUUUGUUGCUGUGGGCAAACCAUUUCUUGCCUUCCGACAUUUGCGUGCAGCUUUCCAAAGGCGCGCAUUUGUUGCACCUUGCUUCCGUUCGCCGUCAGCACAAUCAAACCAAACAAACGGGGCCCCGGCCUGCCCGACCGUUCACUGGUAGGACACGACGCGACUGUCCUUAAACUGUUGUUGCUCUGCUCUUCCGCACGACCGUCGUCACCGUCGCCACACAGGAACGCCGAAGCAACGUGGUGUGAAAAGUACACAAGAGAAAACAAACCAACGCACCACCGUCGGUUUUGUUUUGCGCAUCCAUUGCAAAAGGCCUUACGAGUAUUUACAAAACACAGAUCAUCCGGUUGGUGCGGGAACUGCGGUGGUGCGAAGCAGGGACAUUCUUCUGCGUCUCUCAACAAGCGUGUGUCGUGCGCAUCGUAUGUUUGUGCAGGUAGUUCGACGUACGGAGCGAAUGCAAACGCGAGUACAUGUGCCCAGCGUACUGUUGUCCUGCGAGUGUGCCAAUUUCUUGUAAGAACGGAAACAUCCCGUGCCCGGAUCCGGCAGGCAUCAGCAUUACAUUCAGCAUUUUCUUCCGCAAGCAGUAGUGUGUUCCAGCGGCUACAGCCAUGGCUUUCAACGAGAAAGUCGACCCGGAGCUUAUCUUCACAAAGCAGGAGCGUAUAGGCAAAGGAUCCUUCGGCGAAGUAUUUAAGGGUGUUGACAACCGGACUCAGCAGGUGGUCGCAAUUAAGAUCAUCGAUCUCGAAGAAGCUGAAGAUGAAAUCGAAGACAUUCAACAGGAAAUUAUGGUGCUAUCGCAAUGUGACUCACCAUUUGUCACCAAAUACUUCGGAUCAUAUCUUAAGGGCACCAAGCUAUGGAUCAUCAUGGAAUAUCUCGGCGGUGGAUCCGCCCUAGACCUCAUGAAAGCGGGUCUCUUCGAGGAGAUGCACAUCGCCAUCAUACUGCGCGAGGUGCUCAAAGGUCUGGACUACCUGCACUCGGAGCGCAAGUUACACAGGGACAUCAAGGCGGCUAACGUGCUGCUGAGCGAACUGGGAGACGUGAAGCUGGCUGACUUCGGCGUUGCCGGUCAGCUCACAAACACCACUUCCAAGCGAAACACCUUCGUUGGAACACCCUUCUGGAUGGCACCGGAAGUGAUAAAGCAGUCCAUGUACGAUUCCAAAGCCGACAUCUGGUCGCUAGGUAUUACCGCAAUCGAGCUGGCGAAAGGUGAACCACCCAACUCGGAGCUGCAUCCGAUGCGGGUAUUGUUUCUGAUUCCGAAGAACAAUCCACCUCAGCUAACCGGUAGUUAUACGAAGCCAUUCAAAGAUUUUGUCGAAGCGUGCCUAAAUAAAGAUCCAGAAAAUAGACCAACAGCAAAGGAACUGCUAAAGUUUCCUUUCAUUAAGAAAGCGAAGAAAAAUUCUUACCUAAUCGAUCUAAUCGAUCGGUACAAAAAAUGGAAGUCUCAAAAAGGCGAAGAAAGUGAAACAGAAUCAGAAAAUUCGGAUUCUGAGGACUCGAAACAGGAUAGCGAUCUCGAUGAACCGUGGAUAAUGACGGUGAAGGGAUUGAAUUUUAAUAACUUUAAUAAAAAUGUGAUGGAAGACCCGCUUGGAUCACCGGUAAAACACAAUGGUACCAGCAAUAUCGGUGGUGUCAGCUCGAACCGUGAUAGGGAUUACAAUUUGAAUCAACAUAAAACAAGUCAGCCACGACCAUCUUCAUCGCCAUCGCAUCAGUCCUCUUCGACGCUGAUUGCAGCCAACAAUACCACGAACACCAGUCCAAUCAUUGUGGAUUCGCGCAAGGAGCGCGAACUGCAAAAUCAAAUCUCUGCUUUGCAGCUGCAGAAGGAGAAAGAAGCGAGCUUAGAACGACAACAGCGAGAUCAUCGCCUGGAGCGCGAAUCAGAAUGGGAAAAGGAUCGCGAAAAGGAGCGAGAACGGGAGCGUGAUCGAGAAAGGGAGCGAGAUCGCGAACGCGAACGAGAUCGCGAACGAGAGCGAGAUCGCGAACGAGAGCGUGAGCGUGAGCGAGAUCGUGAUCGUGAACGUGAGCGUGAUCGCGACCGUGAACGAGAUCGGGACCAUCGUGAACGGAUAGAUCGCGAUCAUCGAGAAAAGGAUCGUGAUAACAAAGAGCGAAAAAUGGUUGCCUCUGACAGCCUGAGCGGAUCGGGCAAUGAGAACGAGAAGCGCAGUAGCAGUUUGCGGCGCGAACGGGAUUCGCCCAGCCACAACAACACAAGCAGCAAUGGCAACUCGCGCACCAACAGUAUUACGAAUGUAAAUAACAACUCCAGCAAAAGCUCGAGUCGAUCGUCCUCCACGACGACGCCAACUACGACGACGACGUCAACAAACAGUGGUUGUCUUAAGGCAAUUAUUUUCCCUCUUUUAUCUGAGAUGCAGCGAAAUUAUAACAGUGGUUCCGACAUGGGAGACCUACGGCUGGCCUUCGAGAGCGCCGAACGGAGUAGUCCGGGCGUGAGUGAUCUGUUUGUGAAGGAAAUCAUCCACAAGCUUGUGCCCGGUUUCUCCGAGACGCGAAUCAAUACGCUUAUAGAUAAAGUGACACGCCGAGCUUCCGGUAACUCUUCCAAGAUGACCGUUCUUUACUAGGGCAAUUGUAUUGCGUGUUUUUUUCUUCGUGAAACGCGUGUACGAGUCUGGUGUUCAUCACAUUUAACUGCAGAUUAUAGUGCAUACAAUUAUACGUUUAGUUAAUUAUACGUUCAAUUAGUCCUGACUGACAGGGGAAAUAAUACAAAUGGCGGCACCUGGUUGUUGUUUUGGUAAGAUUUAUGCUAUCUUUCCUCGUUUAUCCUUUUGCAUGUGGCUUUGUAAAUCUUUUAAAUUCGGAAACGUUAAACAACUGGCAAAAGCUGUUGACGAUGUUGUUUGUUCCUGUUUAUUUCCGUAUUGUAAGCAGCAGGAAAGCUAAAGCAGUAAAAACAAUUAUAUCUUAAAAUACAGAUAUUUAUUGAUAAUGUAGAAAAAAACCAAUUGUGUGAAGUAGCAUGUGAAUAACAUAUACUAAUUUAUAUGAAUUCAUCUUCAUUUCUUGUGCACAUUAAGUUGAACCCGUUCAAACAUGGUAGGUUUAUUUGUGCUGGUUACCAUCCCGCAAAGACUUACAAAUCAUUCUGCUAAUUCACAACACGGCAAACUCAGCCGAAGUAUAUUCUCUUCGGACACUGGAAUAUACUUAAAAAAGGUAGUUUUGAAUUACUGCUGUAUAGUUGACACAUUACACAGUUGACACGGAACCACAGCAAGCACACACUUGGAAAUAUUGUGAAACAACGUAACAUAAAACACAUAAAAUACAUACCAACAAUGGAAAGCGUUCCACGUUCGCUCGUCGCAAGUAAAAGGUAAACGAAAAUAGCCUCAAAAAUAAGUUAGGGUUUCUAUGUUGGAAAAAAUACAGGACUUGAGAGAUAGUGAAAUAUGAAAUGAGUUAUCAAUGUAUAGAUUGAAGAUAGCAACAAAAAUAAGAAAGAAGGAAUGUAAACAGGAAGAAGGAGCAUCCAAUGCAGAACAGUUGAUUGCAACCUUGAUCCAACACACGUUCGUUUGUAGUGAGGGAAUAGAAUCGGAAAAAACGUAAAAGUAAAGAGGGAAGCAAAUAUUGUGGGAGAACUAAACAUAAAAUCAACAAGAAAUAAAAACAAUAAAUCAAAAUAUAAAAACAAAUAAAAAAACCCUUUUUUAUCAUUUAAAAUAA